UCUUUGGCUAUUAAAAAAUUGCGACUUUAAUCCUUUAAACAAAAUAUCCAAAUUAUCAUCCAAUCUAGAUUUAGAUACUGAGAUAGAUUAUAGAUUCUAGAUUGGAUCUAUCUAGAUGAUCUAGAAAUAAUAGAUCUAGUAGAGAAAUUGGAGUCUAAAUAUGACCGACCCAGACGAAGCUGAUUAUAAUUCAGAUGAAUAUCCUGGGUCCCCUUCCUACAAUGAUGACAGAGAUGAUGAAGGCGGUAAUGAGGAAGAAGAGGAGGAAGAAGACGCAGAGGCGGUUCAGGCCGAGUGUUUAGCUUUAUUGUCACAGAGAGACUUCAUCAUGGAGUCAAACAUACUGAAUGUUCUGAAAAGGUAUUUACAAGCUGGGGGAGCACCAUCCAAUGUCGUGGAACUACUCUCUGUCAAUUUCACAUCUUUGGCUGGCAUGGUGAAUGUCAUGGCUAACUGGUUGAUUCAUUUGGGAGUCGCUCAGAGUGAUGUGACCACAAUGGUAGAAAACCACAUGACAGAAAUGGUGAUGAAACACUUUGACCCUAAGAAAGCAGACUCUAUAUUCAACAGUGAUGGCAAUAUGCCUGAAUGGCUGCCAGAAAUGAUACAACAGCCAACUUGGCGUUCACUAUUUUACCGUCUGGCUGAACAGUAUCCUGAUUGUCUUUUUCUUAAUUUUACUAUAAAGAUGAUCUCUGAUGCUGGAUUCCAAGGGGAGAUUACUUCAGUCUCUACCGCCUGUCAUCAAAUAGAAGUGUUUACCAGAGUGCUUAAGACUUCAGUAGCCACAUUCCUGGAAGGCGGAGAAGAGGCCAUGGAAAAACAUUUGCCAGAGUUUACGAAAAUGGUUUGUCAUGGAGAACACACAUAUUUGUACAGCCAGCUCAUCAUGCAUUUAGCAGCAGAGGAAACUGAAGGUGGGCCCAACAUGAGAAGGCUGUGUCAGGAACUACAAAAGGCAGCAAUGGCCAAGGGUUUGGAGGUGACACCCAUCACAGUGGCUCUAACUCAUGCUAAUGAAUACCCUCGUGCCUGCCAAGCUCUCUCCUCCAUGUUGUCUAGACAAGCUUUGAAUCCAGCAGACGUGACAGUGCUGUACAAGUUGUAUUCAGAAGGUGAAGGCCCUCCAGUUGCGCUGAUCAGAGUACCAGAGUUCUUGGAUCUUCUGGUGGAUGCUCUGUACAACCCAGCAAGCAAGAUUACAGCAGAACACAAGUCUAAGUAUAUCUACCUUCUGGCAUACUCGGUUAGUGUUGUGGAGUCUUCAAGGAGGGGCAAAGGGAGACGACUCAACAAAGAGGAACUCAAAUCAACUAUACAAGCCAUUGAAAAAACUCACACACUUCUUGUCAAUCACAAAGGAUCUUCAGAACUGAUAGCAGAAGUGAACACUUUGUUUUCUUGUAUCAGGUUUCCUGUGGUUGGCAUGGGAGUCCUGCACUGGGUUGACCUGACAGUUUCAGAGCCAAAUUUUUUCAAGCUCAACACAGACCAUACACCUCUUCACUUGGUCCUAGUAGAUGAGAUUGUCUCUAAUCAUCCAUUGUUGCAUCACAAGGCCCUGAAAUUGUUGACCUUAUUGUUUGAGAAUUCCUAUGAUGAGUUGGAUGUGCUUGUCAGGCUAGAGUUAAAGAAGAUGGUGCUAGACAGGAUGCUACACUUGCUACACAAAGGCUGCGUCAUACCAGUGGUCACUUUCAUUACCAAGUGUGUGGAGGAGACAGACAUUUCGCUAGUCAGACAUUUUGUGACCGAGUUACUAGAUAUGAUUGCUCCACCUUACACUGUUGAGUUUGUACAGCUGAUUCUCCCGCUAAUAGAGAACAAAGCAGUAACUGACACUCUGAGAACCCCUGAUGGCAAAGACCCUGUCUCAGAAUUCAUCAGUCAUUGCCGAGCUAACUUUUUGAAUCAACUGUGAGACACUUUUCUAUUUCAUUGAUCAAUGUUCAUUAAGAAUCAUCAAGUCUUGUUUCCUUGUAUCAAGGUCCUCAGACUACAGACAUUGUACUAUAUCAUUGUAACUCAGACUACAAUUAUUGUUGAUGUACUCAUUGGAUUUGUUCACUAUAUCCAUUGGACAUUCCUGAAAAUAUAUAUGUGUGGUUUUAUCUGAAAUGAGUACUGUUGAUCAUUUUGUUUUGUGCAUUUCUUAAUUUUGUGAUGGUGUCUUUGGAAAUUACUUUAGUCACAACUUGAGUAAGUUGUAUGUUGCAAACACACCCCCACCUCACCAACUGUGAUA
This is a messenger RNA of Biomphalaria glabrata, 2245 nucleotides long. Its product is annotated as negative elongation factor D-like. Bases 161 to 1921 code for a protein of 586 amino acids. The record is from RefSeq and is a predicted model, not a curated record. Gene Ontology annotation, biological process: negative regulation of transcription elongation by RNA polymerase II. NCBI's taxonomy places the organism in Eukaryota, Metazoa, Mollusca, Gastropoda, Planorbidae. Gene Ontology annotation, cellular component: NELF complex; nucleus. Gene Ontology annotation, molecular function: RNA binding. The transcript has 16 exons.